AACAUAUAUGUAAGAACUUUAUUUCACAGUUUAACAUUAAAACGUAAGCUAACGGACGUUAAUGGGUAUUAACACGUAGGGUAGCUAACGACUAUGUCUGUAUUUUCGCAGUUUACGUUGUUCGACGUCCAGCUAAGCUAAGGCUAACAGUUCACUUGAUUAAGCUAGCGUGGUUGUGUCGGUGAACUUCACAGCCGGCAGCAGGCCUCACUGUUUGUAGCUCGGUGGGGGUUAAGUUAAUUUUAGAACCUAACUUCUUCUGUUUGUAGUGUUUCGUAAGCUAUACUAAAAAGCAAUGUUGUGAUUGUAUGAUUAGCUGCAGUUGAUUUCAUUAGGGAGGUGAAGGGUUAAUUCGCUGUGCAGCCCGUUAUGUCUGAGGUCUGUGGCCCCGCUGAUGUUACUCAGUCUGAUCGGUCUGUGCCCGAUCAGUCUCAAGCUCCUGAACCAGCAGUCUCCCCUGAUCUUCGGUGCCCGUGGGAUCAUGAAACCUGGCCUGAACGCUAUUCUUGGACCUACUGGAUGUGGAAAGUCUUCAUUCUUGGAUAUUCUGGCUGCAAGAAAAGAUCCCUCAGGCCUCUCGGGGGAAGUUCUUAUUGAUGGAGCUCCACAGCCUCCAAAUUUCAAGUGCCUCUCUGGCUAUGUGGUCCAGGAUGAUGUGGUCAUGGGCGCCCUGACUGUGAGGCAGAAUCUGCGUUUCUCUGCAGCCCUGCGACUGCCGAAGUCAGUGCCGCAGAGGGAGAAGGAGGCUCGAGUCAACCACCUCAUUACAGAACUGGGUCUUGCACACGUGGCUGACUCUAGGGUGGGCACAGAGCUGAACCGAGGAAUCUCAGGAGGAGAGAAAAAGAGAACCAGCAUUGGUAUGGAGCUGAUUAUGGAUCCUGCAGUUCUCUUUCUGGAUGAACCGACCACAGGGUUGGAUGCUAGCACUGCCUGUACUGUCCUUCUGCUGCUGAAAAGAAUGGCUGAAAAAGGAAAAACCAUAAUUUUGUCCAUACACCAACCUCGCUACUCCAUCUACAGGCUGUUUGACAGCCUGACUCUGAUGGUUAGUGGUAAAAUGGUGUAUCAUGGACCAGCACAAUCCGCUUUGGUCCACUUCAACAAAAUUGGGUAUCAGUGUGACUCAAACGAUAACCCAGCUGACUUCUUUCUGGAUGUUAUUAAUGGAAACUUCACCGCUGUAACCAGUCCCCCAGUGAACCGCCGAGAAGUUUUGGACUUUGAUGCAAUCAGCAGAGCAAGGCAGAACAUCAAGGAGCACCUGUUGACGGAAUACAUAAAGGCUGAAGACUUCAGCACGACAAAAGCUGAACUGGAGCGCAUCAUCAAGGAUAAGGCGACUGUACCACGUCCUAAGUCCCGCACUGUCACUUAUAACAGCCCCUUCUUUCACCAGCUACGAUGGGUUGUUUGGAGAACUUUGCUGAACCUCAUGUUGCAACCGCAAAUAUGGCUGGCCCCGCUUGGAGUCAACAUUUUCCUGAGUCUCCUCGUUGGAGCCGUUUUCUUUGGGGUGAAAGAUGAUCAGAGUGGACUCCAGAACAGGACGGGUGCCCUCUUCUUCGUCACUGUCCACCAGUGUUUCAGCACCGUCGCUGCAGCGGAGCUCUUCAUCAAGGAGAGGAAACUGUUUAUCCACGAGUACAUCAGCGGCUACUACAGAGUGUCGGUCUACUUCCUCGCUAAGAUGCUGUCUGACAUCACUCUCCGCUCUAUCGUCAUUUCUGUUUUCAGCUGUAUCGUCUAUUUUAUGAUAGGGUUCAAGUCCACACCAGAGAACUUCUCCAUCUUCCUGCUGACGCUGCUGCUGGUGUCCUACACAGCCACAGCCUUGACUGUAGCCGUCUCCGCUGACCAGAACGUCGUUUCUGUCGCCAACAUCCUCAUGUCCAUGUGCUUUGUUGUCAUGAUGCUUUUUUCAGGUCUCCUGGUGAACCUGCCCUCCGUCAUAGUCGGGCUCUCAUGGGUGAAGUACCUCAGUAUUCCUCGUUACGGUUUUACAGCCUUGAAGAUCAAUGAGUUUGUCGGUCUGAUAUUCUGUGAGGACACGGUGACCCACAAUGGCACCACGUCAUCUAUCCUGGCCAACUGCACGAUGAGCGUUCGUGGUCUCACAUGUACAGGAGAGCAGCAUCUGGAGUACCAGGGAAUAAACUACAGUGACUGGGGACUGUGGCAGAAUCACGUGGCUCUGAUGGUGAUGACGAUCCUAUUCCAGAGCGUCGCUUAUCUGAAGCUGCGUUUCAUCAAGAAGUUCUCUUAACAUCAUCGUGUUGGUCUGUGAGAAACGAGGUCAGCAGAUGUUCUUAAAAGCAGCUCGCCAUCAUCGAAUAAGUGUGACGUUUUGGAGAAGUACACUUGUUGUCCUUUUGCAUAGAAUUUAAUGGUCAGGAGGAGGGUAGCUUAGCAUAAAGACAGAAAACAAAGCUGAUUUGGUUUCGUCUAGAUUUUAAAAAUCGAUGUACCAUCAGUAAAGCUGACAAAUAAUGGUUUUAAAUGAAUCCAUUCACAAUCACUAUACUAAAAUUAUUUAAAAUGGUGUAGGUGUGGAGGAAACCAUGCAGUUUAGUCCUCCUCUAUGAUUACUGGCUGGUGUUUGUUUGUUGGUUCACAGCAGGUGGGUAGAAAAUAAAAACCAUGAAUGUAUUAUUACAAUAUAAUAGAACAGCUUUAAAAUGCAUCUAGCUGCCAUAAACUCGGUGCGUGGAAAAAUAAUGAUUAGAGCAGCUUUAAUGUGCAUUUUUUUUUAACUUGCUGAUCUUCUCAUGUCAGAAUCGGCAAGUAAAGCUAUCUCCAAAAUGUCCAACUUAUCAAAUGUGCCUUUGGUUUACAGAUAAGAUCCUUUUCAUGCGAACUGUUUUAUUAUCUUUAUUGGAGGAAAGCCUUGUCUCCACAGUUUUAACUUUUCAGGAACUAAACUGUUUUCCUUGAUAGCCCAAGAGGGGAGUAGGUUUUCUGAACGUAGAACGUUAGAAGUAUGGAAACAGGAUUUUAUUUAUGAAUAUUUACUUUCACUGUAUUAUGUUUUGGAUUUUUUUACAUAUACUGAAGCAAGGCUUUCUUGGUUUUUUACCUCAAAACUGAUCAUGUGUAACUGCAGAAAUUAAAUUCUAUAAAGCAGAUAGUGUUAAUGUAAUCUUUUAGCAGUGAAGUUCCAUAAAAUGUUUGUAUCCUGAUGCAGCUUUUUAAUGACAUGUAUGAAUAUUUUAAUUGGUUUUGUUCUUUUUUAUGAAGUUAUAUAAUUUACAGUGUUGCCUUUUAUGUUCUCAAAACUGAAUAAAUGUAACAGAAUUUACUGAAUUUUGUAUCUAUUU
This is a messenger RNA of Amphiprion ocellaris (clown anemonefish), 3317 nucleotides long. RefSeq names its product ATP-binding cassette, sub-family G (WHITE), member 2d (gene abcg2d). The record is from RefSeq and is a predicted model, not a curated record. The transcript has 15 exons. Gene Ontology annotation, cellular component: plasma membrane. Gene Ontology annotation, molecular function: ABC-type transporter activity; ATP hydrolysis activity; ATP binding. NCBI's taxonomy places the organism in Eukaryota, Metazoa, Chordata, Actinopteri, Pomacentridae. The coding region runs from base 395 to 2266 and encodes 623 amino acids.